AUGACCACGUCCAAAAGUUCCUCUGGCGAUAGCACCGCAUCAGCCAACCCCACGACCCCGAACAAGAAUCCCGACACCAUCAAAGAUGAUGCCGCGGCGGACGACAAAAACACUCCCGGAGAGGCCCCCAAGCCUGCGGCGGCGGGAAACCGCCCGCGGGCCAACACCACCAAGAAGCCGGAGCCCCCAACUCUGCUCCAUGACUUUCUUCUGGGGCGACCCUCCCCGGCGAGGUUAGAGGCAGAGCGCAAGCGGCGGCAAAGCAUGGAUACCAGUAAGGCUGAGCUUCGUCAUGAGAUGAAACAGAACAUGGUGCGCAAGUUGCAGCCGCCAAGUGGUGUUAAGGACAGGGUGAAUAAAUGGCAAAAGGCCAAUGCGGCUGCCAUGGCCGAUGCAGAUCCGGAUGAUGCCGCCACAGAGCCGACAGACGUUGCUUUUGCUGGAGAAGAGUUGGAAGACGUGACGGAGGAGGACCGAGUGCGCAUCAAGAUGAGGCAGAAGAGGAGACCACCCAAAAAGGCCAUUGUGCACAACAACACUGCGGAGGCCGAGAAAGAGGAAAAGGAGCAUGUGCCUCCGCCUAAAAAGAGGAUUGUGAGCGACGACAACUGGGUCAAGCCCAAAGUUAGAAAGGCGUCUGUUCGAAAGGUCUCGCCUCGCCCGAGAAAAGCGAGCAAUCCCACCCCGGCGGCCCGCAUUCCAAACGGCUUUGUCUUCCGAUCGGUACCUAAUCCGACCUUUCAGAGCAAGGUCAAGGCGUGGGCUGAAAAGGUCGUGACUCCACCGCCAAAAAGCCUUAAAGGGUCUUUGUCGUCGGAUCUGUCUGGUUCUGAGGAUGAGUAUGAGGAUGAUAGCGAUCAGGAGGAGCCAGCUACCGAAGUCACUGCAAGAAAGCCGCUCAAGCCUAGCAUGGACGAUAAUGAUGGUAUACGUGUACGGCCAGUACGGAAAAAAGAGCCUGAAGACGAUGGUAUUCGGGUUUCGCCUAUGAAGGCACCGACUGCGGCGAAAAAGGAACCCGAAGACGAUGGCAUCCGCGUUGCACCCAUGAAAGCCACGCCAGCUACGGCUAAGAAGGAACCCGAAGGUGAUGGUAUCCGCGUUACGCCCAUGAAACCCUCACCAGCUGCGACCAAAAAGGAACCCGAGGGCGAUGGUAUCCGCGUUACACCUAUGAAAUCCUCACCAGAUACAGCUCAGGACGAUGGCAUCAGAGUGAAGCCAAUGGCCGACUCCAGAUCAGAACCAGGAACCCCAAGGCCGGCACGACAACGAAGCAAAACUACCGGUUCUGCCCACAAGAACCCCACGAUUCAAGACUUGAUAAAAGCCGUUGAGGAGGCGACUGUAUUAUCAAUGUCAGACGAUGCAGGCUCCUAUGUCGACGCCCAACGGCAGAAGCCUCGAUCAGGGGGCGUAAAAAGAAGUGGAACGAAGCGUCCCAACACCAGGGCCAAGUCGGCAGACGUCGGCUCCCGCGCCAAGCGCCCUCCUCAUAUCCCAGACUCGGAUCUGGGCACAUCACUGUCAAACAAGUCUCUGGCUGACAUCCCAGGAGACAUCCCGUUUGGACAUUCCGCCUUUAGUGAGCUGGAUUUGCCUCUGCGGGGUCCUCCUAAGAGUAAACCGAAACAACAACAAAAGCGUACAAAGCUUGACCGGGCAACGAGCCUCAAGGCCAUGCCGAAUGUGUUAAAGAAGGUGGUGGAGGAGGGUAAGAAGAUUAUACAUGAUCUCAAUGAGACUCCCAGACAUGCUGUGCCCAACAACCCCCCGAGCAUUGAGAAAUGGCUGAACAACACUGUCGAGCCUUUUAAGGAUAACAGGCCACAUUCACCCACGUCUACUCUAUCUGAUGAGGACGACAGCGAAGAUGACGAUGAUACCAUUGGAGACGCUGCACCUAGAGAGAGGACACCAAAAGCUACAACGCCCAAGGCAGCGACACCAAAGGCGACAACGCCAAAGGAGACGACGCCGAGAAGAACUGCACCAAAAGAGGCUAAAUUGAAAGAGACGGCACAAAGAGACAAUGCACCCAAGGAAGUUACGCCCAAGGAGACCGCGCAUAAAAGAAAGCCAUCGGCAGAGACAAAAAGCUCAAUGGUUUCUGAGUCUCGUGUCGUCUCCAAUGUUACCUCCGACGUCACGUCUUACCUGACAAGCACAACACGAUCGGAUGAGACGGCUCAGAGCGCACCUGAUGCCACCAGUUCAACCCCAAAAUCAGAGUCAAGGUCUAAGGAAUCUCUCAGAAAGAAAACAUCUUCCUCUUCAAGUCUCAAGAGGAGAAGUGCAACCAGAGACUCUUUGCAUUCCAAAUCAGGUAGUAAAAGACGACCAUUCUUCGGUGCCCUGAAAGAAGCCUUUCAAGGAGAGUCGGCAGGGCUCACGAAACCCAUAAAGAGCUACCAGAGUCAUGAAGAGCGUCGACUCGAAUCAGAUGAUGAUGAUCUAGGAGACAGUGAAACGGGAUCGGAGACGGAAACAGAGACAGAGACAGAACGCGAGGCCGACUCGCAGUACAUGCAGUCCAAUUCUGAGUUGAGCAGCUGGGUCACGACAGACACUCGCUCAAGCACCGAUCGAGACUCAUCGGUCCACAGCUCAUCAAGAGGAGCACCACAUAUUGCCGGACCACGUCUCCGUCCCCCUACAAACGGUCAUCAUGAGCUUUCGACAAUUCUCUCCGAGGGCUCUAGUAUCAGUCAUUCGGAGUCUGGGUCGGAUGUGAGCCACUCUACUCUCACUCGCUCAACGACUGUCACAAAAUCGAGUGACCCGAAAAUCCCACAACGACAGGGUUCAGGGCUGAAAAGGAGGCUGACAAAACACUCUGACCUGGUUUCCGUCCUCUCACUACCGGACGACACAAAUGUUCCCAAAGGAAUGAUGAAUAGCAGGUCAAGGCCGAGUCUGCGGAAAGCACGCGGCGUGCCCAACGUAACUGCCGAUGAUUUGCUAAAGGAGUUUGCCGACGACGAACACCUGUAUCAAAGUGAGCUCAAAACACUGGUCGAUGGUGUGGUACCCGUGCUUCUCUCUCACGUAGUGAGCGACCCCACUGCCUCUUCCGACCACUUCGGGACCGUUUCUCCAAAGAUCAAGGUCGAUAUUACAUCCAAGUCGGUCGUUGAUAUGGGAGUUGCCCUCGAGAAGCUCAAGAACGCACAUGCCAAGGCUCCCUUGACAGAUAUCCGCCGAAUGGCCAACUGGGCACAUGGUGUUGUCCCAAUUUACAACAACUACCUGAGUGUCUGGAGGCUGGGCUUCCAAGAUCUGAUAGUCAACCUCGCACCGCGACGGGGUACCCCUGACGAAGACGACUCUCUCCUCGAUUCGUUGCCAAGGAAUGCGAAUGGCGAUCUCAUCAACGCCCAGGGAGAGCGUGUAGCCGUCGCCUAUCUCCUGAAGCGGCCACUAUUUCGCGUGAAGCAGAUGGCCCGUCUGAUUGUCUGCGUUGACCAAAUGUUUACAUCGCCUGAUACCAACCAGCUGGUCAAGGAUUUCGAAGCCUUGCAGGAAAAGGCUCGCCAGCGCCACAGAGAGGAGGUCGCGAGGAUCAUUGACGAAGAAGCCGCCAACACGGAUACCACUAGAGCGCGAGACCUCAGAACGCUCGGCCCAACCAAGUCCAUCAAUAUCGGUCUCACUCGACAAGUUAGUGCCAAGGACAUCUUUUCGCUUGACCUUGCCCACUCCAACGGGCAGAGGCUGGAGUGUCAGGUGGAGCUGGUUCACCGAGACAACCAAAGCCGCCCCGAAGACAGAGGAGAUCUUCUCAUACGGGAAGUGGGAGACGGUCGACGAUCAUACCUCCUCUUUCCGCCCAUCUCCAUGUCUCUCGUCUCUGCCCGUUCAGGAGAUGGAAAGUUGGACAUGGUGGUCAUGGUCCGUGGCAAUCACAAUGGGAAGCCAUGGCAUGAGCUGCUCAAUCUCUGGGCCGAUGAAGAAGAGCAGAUAUUGGACUGGCUCGAUAUCCUGCCGUCUUCUCCCAUCCCGCCCAGGGAGCCUGAACCAAGUGUCCUUGAUGAAUCCGAGCUGGGAUCAGAUUCUCCCAGAUUGCCUGAUGUUCCCGUUGGAGUUCAGAGCAUGGUGAGCGCGGCGUCUCGAAACACCGACGGAGACGACUCCGACAGCAGUCUUUCGGCUCCACCGACUCCUACACGAGCCGCUCCUGGACCCCCUGGCAGAGAAAAGAGCAAGUCUCGGUCAGGAUCUUCCUCUUCGAAGCAGGUCCCCGUCAUAUACCACAAUGAUGCGCCACCGCCGCGACCGCCAGUUCACCGAACCCUCAGCCCCACGCCUCAGCAGUCUCCAAAGUCUCAGUCGCUGCUUCAACCACCGGUUGAUGUGCACGCCGUGAGGCGAAGAGGCUCUUCUCCUCUCAAGCACGAGUACCUGCCUUCUGAGGUCUCCUCUGCCUCAGGCCUAUCUUCCUCUGCGGUUUCUUCGAUAGUGGAAGAAGGAGAGUCGUCGGAAUCGGAAACAGAGGGAGAAGAUGUGUCUGGAACCGAGAGCGAGUCAUCCUCAUCUGAUGAGGAGAUGGAGAGCAUUGACAUUCCCCAGACUGAGCUUGGCUACAGCAUCAGGGACGAAGGCCAGAGAAGAGGCUCAUAUGCACCUUCAUAUGCUCCCUCAUAUGCCCCCGCAUCUGAGGUUAGCUUGACGCCGUCCAACUCUGCCUCCCAAGCCGGUCUCCAUGGACGGAAGCCAUCAGAGGAAGAUGGCAGCCUUGCGAGAUCGGGACGAUGUCUCGCAACAAUCUCCAGGUGGUCUGACAAGGGCGCGUGGAAGGAUGUGCACCCCGACCACUGUUCAAUCGUUGUUACAGAUGGUCUUAUUGAGGCGUUUGCUUUCCGAGACAGCAACUACACUCAGCUUGACGAUAAGCCCAUUGUCGCAUUGGAUCUUACGCCGAUGGUCUUGAUCCGACAGAGCACUGCGGUCGACCUCGAAAUCAGAUCAUCAAUGCAGCCUCACAGCAAGUUGGCGCCAGUCUACCAGGGCGGCAACUUUCGCUUCCGGUGCUUGAACGGCCCUGACUGCUACACUCUCUACACGGCUGUCCACCACGCUCGUCUCAACAACCAGAAGUUUAUCCAGUUGGAGAACGAAGCCCGUUUCAGAAGCUUUGGUGAGCGACCGGCUCCGGCUGAUGACGGAGACAAGAGCAGUCGGGCUCGCAGCUGGUUCGGCAGAAAGAACAGCUACCGCAGCUCGGCGAGGGCACCACAGCCACAACAGUUAGAUGGCGCUAGCACUACACCCUCGUCGACGCCGUCUGCUUCCAGCUUCCUCAAGAAGCUCACUCUUGUUGGAAACCUCUCCUUCAACCUGGCUCGAUCAUCCGUUGACAAGCGUGGCGGCAGAGGUGGAAGCGGCCACAACAGCCUGUAUACAUCGGGCUCUUCGUCAGGAUACGGCUCGCCUCGAUCGCCCUCUGUUAGCGUGGAUAAUGGCGGCGAGACGCCCGUGAAUCUCAGCACCGAGAACAUUCGCAUCCGGCUCCAUCUUCUUGUCUCGCCCGCCAAGUGGGAAGACUACGGUAACUGCAGUCUACAAAUCCGCCGGCCGCCUCCGGGCUGGCGCCAGGCCCUUCGAGCGGAUCACGGCCUCGAGAAACGCGUCACGGUUACGACAAUACCCAAGAAGAGCUCUGAGAAGCCAAUCACUGUGCUGGAUGCUGUUCUGGGAAGCGGAUGCUUCACUCCCAUGGGCAGCAGAGGUAUCGUUUGUGGUGUCUGGGAAGAAGUCAAGAACGGCGACGGUAUUGUCGGCGGCGUUCCGGCAAACGGAGCAACAGGAGGAAAUAUCAAGAAGUGGUGCUUCCAAUUCGCCAGCGUGACUGAAGCCGGCUGGGUUCUGCGGCUGGUGCACCAAGAGGUUGUGACCAACUGA
Molecule: messenger RNA, 5901 nt
Organism: Trichoderma aggressivum f. europaeum
Lineage: Eukaryota; Fungi; Ascomycota; Sordariomycetes; Hypocreales; Hypocreaceae
Exons: 1
Coding region: 1-5901 (1966 amino acids)
Cellular component (GO): site of double-strand break; nucleus
Source: RefSeq, a predicted model, not a curated record